AUACAAAAAAAAGUAUCCACAUCAUUUCAUGUAAAAAAAUGUUGUUUAAACGAAUUUAAAGGAGGAUGUAAAAUUGUUUGACGAAAAAAAGUUUAAACAAAGUUGUAAAUAUGGUAAAUAAUGUUAUCAAGUUUUGUUUCCGUAGAGUAACAUUUAAAAGUCGGAGUUUAAUACGUACGAGGAGACUUGACUGAAGGAAAAUUUUAUGGACAAAAGAUUACAAUUUGUUGCAUAUAUUUGCACUGUUGAGAGUUUUUGUGGGUGAAACUAAAAAUGAAGUUAAGGAUACUUUUUGAAAAUACUUAAACAUCUCAAGUACAAGAGUUAUUUCUUAAAUAGAUAUAUAAAUAAAAGCUAAGUGUUAAUUUACGUGGGUACUUUGGUUAAAAGGAGCUUAUGAAUAUAUAAAAAUGCUAAAGUGGAUAAAAGUGAAGCAGGACACUGCAUCAGUCGCUAAAGAAACGAGUAACAAUAAAGUUGUGUCUAAAGGUACUGAAAAUGAUGAUAUUGAACCCGAAAUUGAAGUCGCUUGUAAGGCUGAUGACGGUGAAGCUGCUGCUGAGAAAGAGGAAGAGGAAGACAGUGGAAUGGAGAGAGAAGACUCCCCGGCAAUCGAUUUGAGACGCUUGAAAAAAGACCUAUUCUCCCAGCUGCAGUUUUCGCAGGACAGCGCUUUACCGCCCGAUGCCCUUCGCCAAGCCUUAGCCAAGAGUUUUCUCGACCAACAACGUUUCCAAUUGGGUUUUAUGGACGACGCAGCAGAAUGCUUCGAAAACAUUUUGUUACGAAUUCACCUACACAUCGCAAGUGGCGAAGCAGAGGAUAUGUGCAGUGCAAGACACUGUGUUCCGCAUCAAAAAUUUGCAAUGACUUUAGUGGAACAGAGCGUAUGUGGCGCUUGCGGUGCUACAUCUGAGCCAUUACCGUUUACUCAGAUGGUUCAUUAUGUCUCCGCGUCAGCGCUGACUUCACAAGCACGGCAAACUUUACCAGCGGCCAAGAACAGCCCUGAUUUGUUCGGACAACUUUUGAGAAAAGCUGGCGGUAUGGGAGAUAUCCGUGACUGCCCAAGCGCAUGUGGUGCCAAGAUCCAAAUAUGCCGAACGCUGAUGAACAGACCAGAGAUUGUAUCAGUGGGUGUGGUGUGGGACAGUGAAAGACCGUCACUUGAACACAUCAUGGACGUGUUCGCAACUGUCGGUACGUGCUUGCGACUCAGUGAUGUUUUUCACAGCGUUGUAGACUCAAGAUGGGGUGCAUCUACAGUUCACAAUCUCGUUGGGGUAGUCACGUACUACGGCAAGCACUACUCGACAUUCUUCUUCCAUACCAAGCUAAAGGUAUGGAUAUACUUUGAUGAUGCAACGGUGAAAGAAAUUGGACCGAGAUGGGAGCAGGUAGUGGAAAAAUGCAGACGCGGUCGUUAUCAACCACUUCUUCUACUUUACGCAACGCCUGGUGGUACACCAGUUAACACAGAAAACGCGCCUAAAGUCGUAACGCCAUUUCCCAACACUAAAGGCUGGAAGACGUCACCGCAGAAAAAUAAUUCCCGACGUUCUGUUACACCUAGUCCAGAGAAGCCGUUGAUCAGUAAUACUGCCAGGCGAGCUAUUACACCGAAUCCUGAUAGUGCCCAACCGCAUGCUUACACUCAACGAAGAGUAUACAGUGAUUAUCAAAAUCUCACUGAUAUACAAAAUAAUAUUUUUGGAAUCAAGGAUGUUGACACUGUUGACGGUGAAAGUGAGUCAAAGUAUAUAAGCCGUCGUGCAGUGGAGAACGUGAUGCAGCAUCAAAAAAAGCAACAAAUGCAAUUAACGCGUAGCUUAAGCGCUGGUUCUAAUACACAAGAUGGUUUAAGCAUUCCGGAUCACUUGAAUGUACCACGAAGACGUGAUUCUGGAAACUGGUCUGGAGAUCGUAACAGCGCUUCUUCAAGCUCUUCAACGACAAUGGAUAAUCCUUAUCUGUACAUUGUUCAUAAAAUGCAGAGAAAUUCAGGUGUACCUAAAAGCCCAACCAGUAAAUCGGGUGAAUUGUCGAGUAGCAGCAGCGGUCACUAUGACGCUGGAUACGAUUCAUAUUCACUUUCUUCAACAGACAGUCUUACUAUUCAACAAAAUCUUAAACAUAAUUUACAACUUGCUCAAAUCCCUGAAGGUUAUCAAUCAACUGUUGGUAGUGAUUGUGAACGACUGUGCAAGGAGACUGAUGCACUGUUGGAAAAAUCUCGUGCAGCAGAAGACGCCGGUGAUUUGGGUACCGCUGUAGCACUCUGCAAUGCUGCAACUAGUAAAGCACGAGCCGCUAUGGAUGCACCUUACAAUAAUCAUAAUACCAUCACAGCAGCACGUCUGAAAGUAAAUACUUGUGUUAUGAGAUCGAGAAGUCUUCACAGGAGGAUACUGCAAGAGCACGCGAUAACUAACGGUGGAAAAGAAGAAGCCGCGGCUGAUGGAAGACAUACAAGAGAAAACAGUAAAUCUGGACAACAUUCUCGACAAAAUUCACGUGACAAAGGCAAUCAUUCACGGCAAAAUAGUCGUGAGUUAUUGAUAAAUACAACACCGGUAAUAGAUAAACCAGCGGUUAAAAAUAUUGAAAUAUAUGCAACUUUACCGAAGAAAAAGACUUUGAGAGGUAAAGCUACUGCUGUAAAUGUUAUUGAAGACGAAGAGUACAUGUUGUAUGAUAAACCAACUCAACGAACGGGAUUUUUUGGUCGAACAAAACGAUGUGAUGAUGAUAAAAAAGAGAAAAAACGGGCUAAGAGUGAAGAACGCAAUAAAAAUAUUUCAAAAGACUUUUCAAUAGCACCUUCAAAACCUUCUGUGUUGCCAAAAAACACUAAGCCAGAUAAGACUUGUAAAGAAACGUCUGAUUCAAGUAAAAGUUCACAGAGUAAUACAACAUCAGCGGCUGUUGAUCAGAAGCAAGGUAAAAAGCAGCAUAAAAUAAGAAGAAAAUUAUUAAUGGGCGGUUUAAUUAAAAGAAAAAAUCGAAGUAUGCCCGAUUUGCGUGAAGGUCAAGAUGGUCAACCAAUUGCUGUGACUAAGGAAAAUACUUCGAAUACAUUGCCAAAACAAUCAGUUGACGAUUCAAAUGUCGGUUUGAAAGCCAAUGAAGUCGGUCAAUCUUUAAGCGGUUACUUGUCGGAGGGCCACCUAGAGUUUGCCGGCAACUGCAAUGCCAAUCCAAAUUUAGAACGAAGUCGUCUGAUGAGAAAAAGCUUCCACGGUAGCGCUGGUAAGGCGUUACACGUUGCGAAAGUUCCUCCGCCACCACCGCUCCGGACCACUUCUCAGCUUAGCAAGUCUAAGUGUCCUGAAGUGCGCAAUGAGCAAGAUAACAUCAAUAAGUCCUCAUACAAUAAUAAUAAUAAUAAUAAUAAUAAUAAUAAUAAUAAUAACAAUAACAACAACCAAAUUAAUGGUAAUAAUAAUAAUAAUGAUGGACAAUGUGCGAUUACUUCUCCUCAGGAUCAAACGACUAAUGCUUACUGGAGUCAUUUGAAUCCAGCUAAUUUUGAUUCAAACAGUCAACUUUGUCGUAACAAUUAUGACGAAUAUUUAUCAGAGCCCCAGUCAUUACCAUUUCUACCAUCUUACAAUCCCGAAGGAAAUAAUUUAAUGACGUCGCCGGUGAAUGUUAAUCAGCAACAACAACAGCCACAAAAUGGUCCAGCUAAACCAAGAAUCCAAGAUGACGUUGUGCAGUAUGCAAAUGGUGUUUUAUAUGAACCAACAUUUGUUGUCACGCGAGCUGAUGUUCACAAUGAACAGAGUCCAGUGAAAGGUCAACAAUUAGAAGUCCUUCCACCUUAUCCUGAAAAUAUGACCAAUGUGUCACAUUCAAGACAACCAAGUGAAGACUUCCCACCUCCACCUUAUCCAGUAAUCCCCUCGGUUACUCAUUCACGUCAACCUAGCGAAGAUUUUCCACCACCACCUAGUCCCCUUGAAAUUGAAAAUACUCUACUUUAUCAGCAACAACAACAACAACAGCAGCAACAAUUACAAUUACAAUAUUUACAACAACAACAACAACAACAACAACAACAACAACAACAACAACAACAACAACAACAACAACAACAACAACAACAACAACAACAACAACAACAACAACAACAACAACAACAACAACAACAACAACAACAACAACAACAACAACAACAACAACAACAACAACAACAACAACAACAACAACAACAACAACAACUGAAACAUCGCCAGCAUCAGCAGCUGCAGCAACAACAACAGCCAUCUCAGCAAAUGCAAAUGCAAGCAAGUCAACAGCAGUCAACGGAGGCUCAACAAAUAAGCAGCUUGUUAGCUCAAUUACAAAGUAAGAGAGCGCAGGUUAUGUCUUCUGAAAAUAUUGAAGAAAAGAAGAGAAACUCAACGCAUGAAGAUGAGGAUAAAAAUGGUAGUGGAACUUGGUUACGUGAACUGCAAUCUAAACUAGGUGAAAGAAAAAUGAAGAAACAGGGACCGCUGGAUGGUCAGGAUGUCCCGAAAAGCAUUGCUAGGCGUACUAGUGAUUUGAUGAUGAACAGUGUCGGACCAAUAACAAAUCAGCCGCAGGGCGUUGAUGUAACUGAUUGUCCUCGAGUCAUUUCUUCGGUUAAGGAUAUGGCUGCGAGAUUUGAACAAAUAAAAUUACAUCCAACGCCUAAAGUUGAUUUAGACGGUAAAGUUCAGUUAAAAUUGACUUCUAAUUCAGUAUCACCCUCGCCAACAAUGGGACACAGCAAUGAAGUACAAAAAACAGAAGAAACUAUUAAUCAAUUGCCAUUGUCGAGCGAAAAUUUAGCAGCUUUUACUAAAUUUGAUAACUACACAAGUUUGACAUCGAGUGCUGAAUCAACUUCAAGUCAAAGCACAUUCGUUGCACUACCAUCUGACAAUCCAUCAAGUAAUCAUCAGCAGACUAGUGGGUUGAACGCAGCUAUUUUAUCAAUGUCUCUGACAUUACCUCACGAGACUGGUCUUCCAAUAGAUUAUCCAGAAGAUGAUAUUAGUGAAGUGGCUAUGCAGAAUACUAUUCAAAAUACAACAAUACUGCCAAUGGAAGAGGAUUUACUCGUAGCUAAGACAAAACGUCGAAGUGGUAAAAAGAAGAGUGUAUCAUUUUGUAAUGAAGUUGUUCUAGUAGCAGCAGCUGAUGACGAUAUAAAGCACUCUGAAUAUCCUCAUCCAAUUCUUGAACGUGUAUUAAGAUCAACGAUAAAUAUACCUGAAUCAGUUCAAGUAAUGCGUGAAAUACAGAGCCUAAAAGAGGCUGAGAUGAACCGUGACAGUAAUCAAGUGACAAGAUUCCAGCAGCACACAUUGCCAUUGAAAAGCGAAGCGGAUAGUACACCAUCAACCACAUUCCAAGAUCAAUUGAGGAGUGUCAAUCCUAUAAUACCGUUACCGGUCGAUAGUAAUUUACGACCGACUUUCACGCGUCAAAAUCCCACUGACCCGCCAGUAAACACAAACACCUCGACCUCGAUUACUCAACAACAACAAGAGCCCAAGAAGUACACUCCUUAUGUUGGUAGUGACUGUCAUAGUGAUGUUAUACGGGAUAGUUAUCCACCUGCUGUCUCUUCUUCAGCACAAUCUAAGAUGUCUUACUCACCGCAACUUCAACAACAGAUAAGAUAUACCCAGAAUGGUUUGACGUACAAUCAGUCCUCCUCUUCAUUAUCUACUCAAGGAUAUACUCAACUUCAUCCGUCUCAUUCGUGCAAUCCAGCUAUGCCGGUAUCGCAAACACAAAAACCCGUGAGUCCUUACACAGUACAAAUGCAUAAUCAAUAUCCACAAGUUAAUAUUCAGCAGCAGCAGCAACAGCAACAGCAACAACAACAACAACAACAACAACUUAUUACGAACAACAACUGUGCUCAGAAAAAUGGAUACCCGGUAUACUAUCAUCUCGAUCAACAACACAAUCAGAUGAAUUUACAAAUGACUAACCAGCAGAUUCAACAAAACGGGACAAAUCGGACUCAAAGUGUAAAUUCAAGUCCCAUUACUGUACAAAGUCCUCAACAAUUCGGAUAUCAAACAAACCAAUCUCAAAAUUCUUGUCAGCAGUACCCUACGCAAAACCAGUACUCGAGCAAUAAUUAUCAGGGUUACACGCUUCAAAAUGGCGCUCAACAAAGUAGAGCGAGCCCUUCAAUUCCUCAGUACCAACCGCCACCUAAUCUAGCGGUUUAUCAAUCGCAACAAUCCCAAUCUCAACUUACAUCACAGAAAAAUUUACCACAGAAUCCACAAAAUCAACAACUCCAGUCUCACCAUCAACACCAAAUGGCUCAAGCGUUUCAACAGCGCGCUGAAAACUAUCAACGCCCGCCACAAAAAACAGAUCAGCAAAAUAUCCUAGCACCGAAUCAAAUGUACUCAAAUUCUCUGCAAAAUGGACAAUCUAAUAUAAAGUUACAAAAUUACCAACACCCACCUGCUAAUUCUGCUGUUGCGAUUAAAGCACUCAAACAAGGGCCGCUUUUGACAAAUGGUAAAUCUAAUUCUAUGAGUUUACUUCAACCAGCAAAUCCAAUGCAAAAAACAACAUCUGCGCCAGCCAUUUCACGAGCAACACUCUGUAAUCUUUGUCGCUUGAAACCAGCUGCUGAAACCGGAAUGUUCUGUGUAAAUUGUGACAAAUAUAUGAAUAGAUUUCGAUCGAAAAAUUGAGUAAUUAAUUAAUCGUACUUAUUAUAUUUUUUAUUUUAUUUAAAUUGUUCUACGCGCGUGCCAUUACUCUCACUUAUCAAUACGAUUGAAUUUGUGAUUAAUGGCUGGUAGAUUUUAUUAUUUUGUCGUGAUAAGUUUAUAUAUACAAUACAAAUGACCUUCAUCGAGCAGUUAUAGAUUUAUUGUAAUAUCACUAUUACUAGUGACAAUUUGUUUUUUAUAAAAGUUACAGUUGUAAAUUGUACUAUGUAAAUUUUUAAUUAUUGUAAUUUUUCGUUAAUUUUUUUUUUUGUUCAUUAGAGUUAAAUUAAUAAGUAAUUAUUAUUUUCGAUUAAAAAUGACUGCAUUAAAAUUUUUUUAUAAUUGUAAAUAGAUGAUAAGCAGGUACUUAAAAAAGUAUUAUAUGUUCUAUUGCAAUUACUGAGAUUAAACCUCUGCAAAAUGCCGAGGAUUUUAUUAUUAAAUAAAUAAUACUAUUUGUAGUAGGUAUUCUAAGAAUUGUGAUAUUAGUAACGUCGUGUAAGAUUAUACUUUCAAUUGUACAAGAUUUAAAGAUUGUUUAAUUAAAUGUUACAAAUGAAUUAAAUACUUCUAUAUAAUGUAAAUCUAAGAUAAUAUUAUUAUAAUAGGGAACAUGAUCUCUGUAAUAUGUGUGUAUUGUGUUAAA
This is a messenger RNA of Cotesia glomerata, 7365 nucleotides long. RefSeq lists its product as uncharacterized. NCBI's taxonomy places the organism in Eukaryota, Metazoa, Arthropoda, Insecta, Hymenoptera, Braconidae. The record is from RefSeq and is a predicted model, not a curated record. Gene Ontology annotation, biological process: protein deubiquitination. Gene Ontology annotation, molecular function: cysteine-type deubiquitinase activity. Bases 411 to 6698 code for a protein of 2095 amino acids. The transcript has 9 exons.